AUGUCUAUUCUUCAAAACCCGUCCCUCCCCAAGACCAUCCACGCUGCUCCCUAUGCAGCCAUAUCGCCCUCCCGUCCCGAGCUCUCCCAGCAAGGCCGCGUCAUCUACGUGACAGGAGGCUCUGCAGGAAUUGGCCUGGCAAUUUGCCACGCUUUCGGUGAAGCCCAAGCUGCAACCGUCAUCCUCACUGGUCGUCGUCAAGGCGCCCUGGACAAAGCCGUCGAAACGCUCUCGAAGAAGCAUCCAAAGACGAAAUUCAUCGGCCAGGUCCUGGAUGCUUCUGAUCGUCCGGCAACGGAGAAAGCGUGGGCACAGCUUGACAGUGAUGGCAUUCUUGUCGAUGUGUUGGUUUUGAAUGCUGCGUUUGUGACGCACAAACAGGCGACUUUGGUCGACCUGGAAUACGAAGAAGCGUGGCCCAGCUGGGUGACGAAUGUGGGCGCAAACAUGGAUCUGAUUCACCGGUUCUAUCACCAGAAGAAGCGUGCUGCAGGCCAAAAGCUGUGGCUCGUCAACAUCUCAACCAUGGCCAUUCACGAUUUUGAAUUUGUCAAGGCAUUUCCCGCCUACUGUGCUUCCAAGAAUGCAGGAACUCUUCUGGUGCAGAUGUACGCCCAGGGAGUGUCUCCCGACGACAUGCAGAUCCUGAGCUACCACCCCGGAGGAAUCUACACCGAGUCGGUGCAGAAGAGUGGAAUUCCAAAGGAUGCUAUGAGUUGGGAUGAUGAAAACCUGCCAGGCCAUUAUGCUGUUUGGGCGGCUUCUGAAGAGGCCAAGUUUCUUCAUGGACGCUUCACUUGGGCGGCAUGGGACGUGAACGAGCUCCAGAGUGGAGAGUGGAAGAAGAGGCUCGAGGAGAAGCCAACAUACCUUCAGGUUGGAGUCGUUGGUCUUUCAUAG
Trichoderma virens Gv29-8 is the source of this 900-nucleotide messenger RNA. RefSeq lists its product as uncharacterized. The transcript is spliced from 3 exons. Gene Ontology annotation, molecular function: oxidoreductase activity. The record is from RefSeq and is a predicted model, not a curated record. Lineage: Eukaryota; Fungi; Ascomycota; Sordariomycetes; Hypocreales; Hypocreaceae. Gene Ontology annotation, cellular component: cytosol. Bases 1 to 900 code for a protein of 299 amino acids.